Molecule: messenger RNA, 2091 nt
Organism: Stylonychia lemnae
Lineage: Eukaryota; Ciliophora; Spirotrichea; Sporadotrichida; Oxytrichidae
Source: the annotation of a GenBank genome assembly
AUGUUCCUAGACUUUGUUAAAUUAUUGACACUCUAAACUUCGCUUCUAUCCUCUUUAAUCGAAUACGAGCCAACCAUUACCAAUGUUAACAUUAUCAUGAUUGGAAUGAAUAGCAUCAUUCCAGGUUAUGAGAGUCUCAAUUGGUUCAGUAAUCAAAACAAUAAUCAAUAUGCAACAAAUGAUGAUGAAAAAUGCAUUAACUUUAAGAUUUCUCAAGCUCUUCAAUGGAAUACUGUGCUGUUUCAGAACUUUGGACUUGAUAAUUUAGUUAUAUACUACAAUUAGUAGCAUUAUACAAAGCAAGAAAUUAUAGAUAUAGUUCAGACUUAAGAAUAGAAUUUUAAAGUGAAAAAAUUGAAACUCCGUUUAUAUUUUGGAGAACCUAAAUAAAAUGUAUCUAUUAAAAAGCUUUUCGAACAGUACUUGUAUUUAAGCAAAUAGGAUAUUCCAUUUAGUGGGUCUUUUGAAGCUUUUAAUUUUGACUAUGCAGAUUAACUAUUUCAAAACUUCCUUAAAUGGAGAAUUUCAAAUCAGACUUAAAGUUAUUAUAAGAUACCUCAUCCUAAGAUAAAAGAAUACAAAAAUGAGUUUCUAGAAAGAGGACCUCCUCCACUGUUCAAUGACUACCUUAUAUAUUUGUAUUCAGAUUAUGAUAUCAAAUCAUUAUAAUACCAUGAAUUCUUCAAGAACUUUUAAUAACAGCAUCUACUUAACAUAACAAGCGUUGUGAUAGGAUAUACAGACUUGACAUCAUCAAUAUUCUGGGGAAUAUGGCGAUAUUCUUUACCUUUUGUAAGAUUCUAUUCAGCAAAGUUGCCAGGUUAUUUUUCCUAUAAUUACGAGCCUUUAGAUGCAGGAAAAUAUCUCGAUUAUUUAAACAAAAAUUCAAAGAACUACUAAGCAAAUUAAAGACUAGUAAAUUAUCAACUUUAAGAUAAAAGCUAACUGGAAAAGACUUGGCAUAAAAGACAUUGUGAGAACAGGGAUAAAAUCCCCAAGUUACUAAUGGAAUGGUUUCUUUAUGAGAUUUAGGACUAUGACAAGAUAAUUGAUCUAUAUCUUCAAGAGGAGAAAUACUAAAAGCUAACUGGGUUCGGUCUUGCAGUUAUAGAUAAAUAUGACAAUCAAACUUUUGGAUAACCCUUCUUCUAUGGAAUGAAUAAGGCAAAUAAUAGUUCUCCAAUGAGAGUAUUGAUGAUGGCUUAACCAUAAGGCCCAGCUUCAAGAAAAUAAACUUUAUACCUAAUGAGUAAAGGUUUUAUGGUAAUGGGGAUUUCAUCCUACAGAAGUUUCCCUGUAUUUAAUAAGUUUGAGAAUGAUACAGAUUGGACUAUGCAAUGCUUAGAUAGAACCUACUUUGAAUUGAUGAAAAACUUUGCCGGAUUUUUCCAUAAUGUUCGCAAUCCUAACUAGGAGCUUAAAAAUAUAGUUAUUCCAAGAAUAAAUUUUGCUCAUUCAGAUAUGAUGUUGGAUUAUACCAAAGCUCAUAUGAAAGAUCACGAAGAUUUAAAUUUAACUGCAAAGAAUAAGUAUGAUAUAGCUUUUUCAAUGCUAGGGAACAAAACUUGGCAUGAAAACACUAAAAAUUGGACUUUUGGGCAGGAAGUCUAUGAUAAAUUGGUUUAAGCAGGAAAGUAUAAAAUUUUGCUAAUUGGAAGAGAUUUGCCUGAACGAUGGGUUGGAAAAGUUGAUCAUGUUCCAUAGCUCAAUUAAUCUGAAUUUUUCAAAACACUUGCAGUCACAAAUAUUUUGUUCAUUCCAAGCGUUUCUGAUGCAUCUCCAAGAAUUUUAACUUAGGCUUUAUGCCUAGAAACAGCUGUCAUUGUCAAUAAGUAUAUCGUUGGUGGUUGGAAAUACAUAAAUGAGUAAACUGGUUCAUUCAUUGAUUAAUCUGAUGAAAUUUUCGGAUUAAUAGAUGAUAUUAGAGAUAGGAGGGAAAAAGGAAUACUUUAGCCUAGGAAAUGGUUCAGUGAAUUUGCAAAAUAUAGCCACUAACGUUUUCAAAUAAUGAUCGAGUUGAUGUGGUUUAAAUAUGGAUAUGAUUUUGACAUAAAUGGACUUGAAAAAAUAUAUGAUAAAUAUAUAAUUUGA